This is a messenger RNA of Tauraco erythrolophus (red-crested turaco), 654 nucleotides long. Lineage: Eukaryota; Metazoa; Chordata; Aves; Musophagiformes; Musophagidae. The record is from RefSeq and is a predicted model, not a curated record.
AUGGCCUCAGGGAACGACGGUGACCCGCCGAGGGCCCAGGGACGCCGGGGACACAAUGGGCGCAGGCUGUCACGAGAGCUCAAUUCAGAAGACCAGGUGGCGGAGGAGACGGAGGAGGUGUUUCGGAGCUACGCUUUCUACCGCUACCAGCAGGAGAUUGAAGAGAGAGGGGAGGAAGUGACCAUGGACCCAGAGAUCAUGGACAUCCAGCAGGAUCUGGAAAGCACUGGGAGCCUGGUGGGAAGGCGCCUGGCCAUCAUCGGUGACGACAUUAACGAGCGGUACGAUGCAGAGUUUCGCUACAUGCUGAAAUCCUUGCAGCCCACCAGGGAGAACGUCCGUGAGUACUUCACCAGAAUAGCCUCCAGCCUGUUCGACAGCGGCAUUAACUGGGGCCGGGUGAUUGCACUGCUGGGCUUCGGCUACCGCAUGGCCAUCUACGUCUACCAGCAAGGCAUGCCAGGUUUCCUCCGCUGGAUCGCCCGCUGCGUUGCAGAGUUCGUGCUCCGGAAUCGCAUCGCCCAGUGGUUAUUCUCUGUUUCUCGUUAGGUGGCUGCACUCGAGCUGGACAAUGUUUACAUGAAGUACAUGCUGGUGGUGGUGGCCCUGGUCGUAGUGGGGCAUUUAGUGGUACGACGCUUCUUCAGGCCCUGA